AUGCCUCGCGUUGCCCACCCUCUUCUAAGGAACAUUAUUACCAGGAUCCCGUUUGAUGGCCACAGGAGGAAGCAGUGCCUGCAGUACCUGAGAGCCCUGCGCACGCUGCAGUACGACGGGUUUAAGACCGUGUACUUGGGGGAAACAGACAUCCCCGAAAGUCUCGUCACUGGGGAAAAACCCAGCAACAGGCGCGUCCGGCCUGGUCCAGUCUGGAGCGUCGUGCACGCCGGCGGCGGCCAAGGGUGGGUGCCUUGGCACUACCGGAUGUUCCUCAGGGACGAGCUGUGUGUCGGGCAAGAAGACAGCCUGUUCCUGGAGUUCUGCGACGCGGCCAAGAAGGCCCAUGGGAAGUGUGCCAUUGUGGUUAAGGGCGAAGGAGGGCAGGGUGCCGCGCAGCCAGAGGAGGACGAGGCGCCGGAGCCCCAGGCCCCGCCGGUCAUUACCUUGACGAGCGUCGCGUGUCGUCUGGAGGUGGCCACGGCCUACGGCCACGAGCUCCUCUCGCUGCCUCCCCCUUACAACCACCUGAACCCUUUGGACUUGGCCUGGUCCUCUCUGAAAUGGUUCAUCAUCAACCACAGGAAGGAGUUCUGCUUGCAGUCCAUCGACGCCAUCUAUUCUUACCAGUACAUACUUGUCGGCGACUUAAUCAGCCGAGGAAUUGAAAGGAUAAACCCAAGCAAAUGGAGAGCACUAGUGAACAAAGUGCGGAGGUGGGAGAACUACUACCUGGGGAAGUUUUCUUAA
Pteronotus mesoamericanus is the source of this 750-nucleotide messenger RNA. RefSeq names its product chromosome unknown C21orf140 homolog (gene CUNH21orf140). The record is from RefSeq and is a predicted model, not a curated record. Bases 1 to 750 code for a protein of 249 amino acids. Lineage: Eukaryota; Metazoa; Chordata; Mammalia; Chiroptera; Mormoopidae. The transcript has a single exon.